Mercurialis annua (annual mercury) is the source of this 1369-nucleotide messenger RNA. RefSeq lists its product as uncharacterized. Gene Ontology annotation, molecular function: cullin family protein binding; ubiquitin-like protein binding; ubiquitin conjugating enzyme binding. Gene Ontology annotation, cellular component: ubiquitin ligase complex. Bases 210 to 959 code for a protein of 249 amino acids. Gene Ontology annotation, biological process: protein neddylation; positive regulation of ubiquitin-protein transferase activity. The record is from RefSeq and is a predicted model, not a curated record. Lineage: Eukaryota; Viridiplantae; Streptophyta; Magnoliopsida; Malpighiales; Euphorbiaceae. The transcript is spliced from 11 exons.
AUGAACAAAAACGAACAAACUCCACAAGCCGGUACAAACAAAAAAGAAAAAGAAAAAGAAAAUCUAGAACGCAAGAGUAUCGCACCGUCACCCAAAGAGGGGAGCGACACCGAGAGAGAAUACAACAAACCACCGUUCGAAGAUUCUCUCCGUCGCGCUCUCUCCGAUCAAAUCAACCACUUUAUUCAGAAAACCAAACCAUCAACAAAAUGAACAAGUUAAGCAGAGGCAACCGCGACAAAGUUCAGCAGUUCAUGGCAAUUACUGGGAUAAGUGAGAAAGCUGCUCUACAGGCUUUGAAGGCCAGUGAUUGGCAUCCUGAAGGUGCAUUUGAAGUAUUCUACAACCAUCCUCAGAUAAAAACAUUUACAGAUACCAAACGUUUGGAAGAUCUUUACAACAGAUAUAAAGAUCCUUAUGUUGAUAUGGUACUGGUUGAUGGCAUCACUCUCCUUUGCAAUGAUCUCCAGGUGGAUCCUCAAGAUAUUGUUAUGCUAGUUGUUUCAUGGCACAUGAAGGCUGCCACCAUGUGUGAAUUCUCCAAGCAAGAAUUUUUAGGCGGACUACAAGCACUAGGGAUAGAUUCUUUGGAGAAGUUCCGUGAAAGAAUACCACUCAUGCGAUCUGAGCUAAAAGAUGAACAAAAGUUCCGUGAGAUAUACAAUUUUGCUUUUGGCUGGGCAAAAGAAAAGGGUCAAAAAUCUUUGGCAUUGGAUACAGCUAUUGGAAUGUGGCAGCUGCUGUUUGCUGAAAAGCAGUGGCCGUUGGUUGAUCACUGGUGCCAGUUCUUACAGGCUCGGCAUAAUAAAGCAAUCUCUCGGGACACGUGGUCUCAACUAUUGGAAUUCACCAAGAUAGUGGAUCCAACUCUAUCAAAUUAUGACGCUGAGGGUGCUUGGCCUUAUCUUAUUGAUGAGUUUGUUGAUUACUUGAAUGAGAAUCAAGUGAUUGGAGCUUAAAAUUAUGAGAAACAAUUGUCAAACUCCUUCACCUUGUGGGACUGGAUUGUUUAUUUGGUUUCACAUCUUUUAUGAUGCUCUUACAUUCUUCAAAACUGUCUGCCUUGGCCUUACCAUUUGUACAUGAUGGAUGCGGAUGAUGUAAAUUAGUGGCGAAAUCCAUCCUGAGGCUCUCGUAUUUUACCACUUCUAUUCAAAAACUCGAUCCCACGGGUACCUAUAAUUGCCAAAUUUUGAUUUCCGUGCCCUUUAGAAAUUUGGUAUGUUUAGAUAUUGAAAAUAUAACUUUUAUGGGGUAGGAGUUUUCUGAACAAAAGUGGUAAAGUACAAAGGUUUCGGGAUGAGUUCAGCCUUAAUUAGUUGAUUAUUUUCGAAACACAAAAUUAGCAACGUAUUGUUUUUGCUUACUA